Messenger RNA from Papilio xuthus (Asian swallowtail), 1680 nucleotides. It is a transcript of the gene Sgsh, whose product is annotated as N-sulfoglucosamine sulfohydrolase. The transcript has 10 exons. Lineage: Eukaryota; Metazoa; Arthropoda; Insecta; Lepidoptera; Papilionidae. Gene Ontology annotation, biological process: glycosaminoglycan catabolic process; heparan sulfate proteoglycan catabolic process. The record is from RefSeq and is a predicted model, not a curated record. Bases 24 to 1550 code for a protein of 508 amino acids. Gene Ontology annotation, molecular function: N-sulfoglucosamine sulfohydrolase activity.
AUUCCCUACUAUCGCUUAACAACAUGGCGAGGGCGCCGGCUGUAUUUUACUUAUUAUUAUCUUUACUUAUCACCGAAAGAGUAUUAUCUAAUAAGCCUCGAAAUGUUCUUUUUCUAUUGGCCGAUGACGGCGGUUUCGAGCUGGGAGCGUACGGCAAUAAGAUCUGCCAGACGCCGAACAUCGACGCGCUGGCGCGCCGCGGACUGCUGUUCAACAACGCCUUCAACUCGGUCAGCAGCUGCUCACCCAGCCGCGCGGCGCUGCUGACCGGCACUCCGAGCCACCAGAGCGGCAUGUACGGGCUGCACCACGGCGUGCACCACUUCAACACCUUCGACAACAUCACCAGCCUGCCCAACCUGCUGCGCCAACAUGGCGUCUACACCGGUAUUAUUGGCAAGAAGCACGUGGGCCCCGACGAGGUGUUCCGCUUCGACUACGAGCAGACGGAGCGCAACAACCACAUCGACCAGGUGGGGCGCAACAUCACGCACAUUAAGUUGCUCGCCCGGGAAUUCCUCGCCAGCGCUAACCGGCACAAUAAGUCGUUCUUUCUGUAUGUGGGCUUUCACGACCCGCACCGGUGCGGGAACAGCGAGCCGCGGUACGGCGCCUUCUGCGAGCGCUUCGGGUCAGGCGAGCCCGGCAUGGGCACCAUCCCCGAUUGGGCGCCCUGGUACUACCAGUGGGACGAGGUGCAGCUGCCCUACCACGUACAGGACACGGAGGCGGCCCGGCGAGACAUAGCCGCUCAGUACACCACCAUGUCGCGAUUGGAUCAAGGCGUGGGGCUGCUCCUGAAGGAGUUGGAAGCUGCGGGGCACAAGGAGGACACGCUCGUCAUAUACACGUCGGACAACGGCAUCCCGUUCCCCGGCGGGCGCACCAACUUGCACGAGGCGGGCCUGCGUGCGCCGCUCAUCCUCGCCUCCCCGCAGCCCGCUGCGCGCAGGAACCAGGCCUCCUACGCCAUGGCCAGCCAGCUCGACCUCAUGCCCACACUGCUCGACUGGUUCGGCGUACCCGCGGAGCGGCGAGAGGACAACGAAAUCACGCACAGCGACCAGCCCAAGAGCUUGUUGCCUAUUUUAAUUAAAGAGCCGGCGUACUCGGAAGCGGAGGCGGUGUUCGGCUCUCAGACGCACCACGAGGUCAGCAUGUACUACCCGAUGCGCGCCGUGCGCACGCGCCGCUACAAGCUGCUCCACAACCUGCACUACGCCAUGCCCUUCCCCAUCGAUCAGGACCUCUAUGUCUCGCCCACAUUCCAGGACAUUCUGAACCGUACGCGCAGCAAGCGGCCGCUGCCGUGGUACAAGACGCUGCGGCAGUACUACUACCGGCCGCAGUGGGAGCUCUACGACCUGCGCCGCGACCCCGCCGAGCUCAACAACCUGCACGGCAAGCCGUCGCUGUCGGAGGUGGAGGCGGGGCUGCGCGCGCGCCUGCAGGCCUGGCAGCGCCGCACUGCCGACCCCUGGCGCUGCGCUCCCGCCGCCGUGCUCGUCCACGACCGGUGCUUCGCCCUCGACAACGGACUCACUGACUGACUUAUAUCAGUGUCCCACACGACAAUGUGUGCAGCUUCAGCAGCCGUUGAUUGAUGAAUCUCACUAACAUUAUAAAUUAAUUUAAGCGUAGUAAUAUAAAACAGUAAGAAAUGUUUUUAUAAAUAAAAGU